AUGAGAAAACAGAAGAGGAAGAAACAAAACGGAGGAGUUGGGGUGAACGACAUCGGGGAUGUCACCAGCAAAUCAGACUGUGGGAGGAAACAGAAACUGGCAAUCAUCCAUCAGGCUUUGAUCAGGGAUCCAGUGGACAUUAAGACCCUGAGAAAAGCUGCAGCCAGUAAAGGAGGCCUGCUCACUGAUGAAUUGAGGAGAAAAGUGUGGCCCAAAUUACUGAACAUUAAUGUGUAUGAUCUACCACACAAACCUGGUCGAUCUGUGAGGGAGAACCACAAGGACUACAAUCAAGUAGUCCUGGAUGUCAGGCGGUCUAUGAAGCGGUUCCCUAAAGGCAUGCCAGCAGCAGAGAGAGCAGUCCUUCAGGAGCAGCUGAUUGACAUGAUACUGGCAGUUUUAAAGCAUAACUCUCAGCUGCAUUAUUAUCAAGGCUACCAUGAUGUGGCUGUCACUCUGUUGUUGGUGGUCGGGGAGCGUAUGGCUAUUGCUAUGCUGGACAAAUUGUCUAAUCAUCACCUCAGGGACUUCAUGGAUCCUACCAUGGAUAGCACCAAAGACAUUUUAAAUUAUCUGAUGCCUAUUUUGGAGCAGGUUGACAUGGAACUGCAUGACUUUAUGACCAGAGCUGAGGUUGGAACAAUCUUUGCACUUUCCUGGCUCAUCACGUGGUAUGGUCAUGUCCUGUCGGAGUUCAAACACACUCUGAGGUUGUACGACUUCUUCCUGGCCUCGCAUCCGCUGAUGCCCAUCUACCUCGCUGCUACAAUCGUGUUGCACAGAGAGAAGGAGGUGAAGCAAACGGAGUGUGACAUGGCCAUGGUGCACCACCUCAUCUCCCGCAUCCCCCAGGACCUCCCAUAUGAGCUUCUGAUCGGCCGAGCCCAGGACCUGUUUGACCAGUAUCCUCCAUCGUUGCUGGCCAAGCGGGCAGCACUACAGUCCCGCAAAAGCUUGUCCAUAAGCACCUUCCAGGCAUUUCAGCUCUCCACCCUCCACCAGAGGCCAGACUCUGUUCUCCAACGCCUCACCAGGGCUCAGGGCUCCACCACCUCCAGACAUGGCCUGGAAGCAGCGCUGCCCGCAGACAGAGGCCAGCUGUGGCACAGGGGGAACAGGAUGGUAAAGAUGGCUGUGUGGGGGCUGUCCGCUACGCUCGGGGCUGCUGUGUUCGCUGUAGCUCAGACCGCCAUGGACUGGGGACCCGAGGUGUUGCUUCAGCUGUUCUGACGGACACAUGAUGAAGCACGAUGAUGGCGGACGGUCAACUGCUGUCGUCUGUCACGAUGGAUCAACAUUAUGCAGCCACAGAAACACAAACGCUGACUUUGAUGACUUUAAGAUCGUUUCUUCUGUAGAGGUAAUGAUGGUAAGCAGGAGGGUGCCAAACAGGCAGUUUUUAUUAUCUACAAUAAGUAUGUGAAAGGAAGUCUUCUGUGAAGAGCCGA
Messenger RNA from Nematolebias whitei (Rio pearlfish), 1448 nucleotides. RefSeq lists its product as uncharacterized. Lineage: Eukaryota; Metazoa; Chordata; Actinopteri; Cyprinodontiformes; Rivulidae. The coding region runs from base 1 to 1230 and encodes 409 amino acids. The record is from RefSeq and is a predicted model, not a curated record. Gene Ontology annotation, molecular function: GTPase activator activity. Gene Ontology annotation, biological process: positive regulation of GTPase activity; endoplasmic reticulum to Golgi vesicle-mediated transport. Gene Ontology annotation, cellular component: endoplasmic reticulum membrane. The transcript is spliced from 10 exons.